Molecule: messenger RNA, 6880 nt
Organism: Aedes albopictus (Asian tiger mosquito)
Lineage: Eukaryota; Metazoa; Arthropoda; Insecta; Diptera; Culicidae
Exons: 2
Coding region: 16-6525 (2169 amino acids)
Biological process (GO): DNA integration
Molecular function (GO): nucleic acid binding
Source: RefSeq, a predicted model, not a curated record
ACGGCCCCUAAGUGGAUGGUCCAAUGCGACCUGUGUGAGAGGUGGUUCCACUUCUCAUGUGCCAGGGUUGACGAGAGUGUCAGGGAUCGCAGUUUUGCCUGUGUCACUUGCGCGCUAAGACAUGGACUGGAAUCCACAAGGUCAACCGCGUCCAGUACCAAUUCGGCUAGACGACGACUGGAACUUCUUCGGUUAGAGGAAGAGAAGGAACUCCAGGAGAAGCUAUUGGCGGAACAAGUGGAAGAGGAAGCUGCUCUACAGAAGAAGAUGAUAGAAGAGGAACGGGAGCGAAGACAACGAAUCAUGCAGGGAAGGCUGGAGAUUGCAAAGCGAUACUUAAGUAAAAAAUACGAAGUAUUGCAGGAAGAGGAGAGAUCCCAAGAUGGUGGGAGUCGGAAAAGCCGUUCCAGUACUCGGAGUGUGCUCGCUGAUGUCGAGAAGUGGGUGAACAAUCAAGAUUUGGCCAUGGCGGCCGGACCCGGGACAAGUCAUAUCCCCGUCAGCGCCACGCUAAUUCCCGAAGUUGACCCCAGAACAACCGCAGCAAGCUCAACUGGCGGUGCGUUGCCGAAAGUUUCUGCCCAGGUUGGCAUUCCCAGCCAAUCCGGAUUGGCGAGUAGAGCAUUCGAUCGUAACGAAAUCUCUUCGUGGGGCGUACUGGUUCCUCGAUCCGGCCAACAUCCAGCGAAUUCUGUUCAGAAUCUCCCUUCGUCGCAACCAACAACAUCCAGUACUCCGCAGCAAGUGAGACAAAUUCCUCAUACAACGAAUCACUCAGCAGUUAUCUCUCCCCCCACGACGACACAGCAUGAUGGGCCGAUGGUGUUCGAUAUGGACAUAUCUCCAGCUCACUCCGGCGACAAGUCUAGGGCGGACUUAGAGCAAGAGAUUCGAGAUUUGAAGCAGCAGUUGGCCAGCAUUCAUCAAACAUCUAGUCAGCGCCAUUCGUUUCCCACAGCGAUCAGCAGUAGCGAGUUGGAUGCAGUGACUAGUAGCAUAAGUAUUACGACAAGUGCAGGUAUGUCAAACGUGCAAGCUCUAUUACGAACGGACCGAGAACUAGGUAGACAGGCAGACUAUCCCUUUAGUUACCCAGUUAGGACUCAGGCUCCAAAUGUUAGUAUUCCUCAGGGGUUUGUAGCACAGGGAAACAUACUGAACACUGUAGUGAACUCAAAUUCGUUGCCUCAUCGAGGCUCGAUGGUUUCGUCAAACGCCGUAGAGCUAGGGAUUCCAAACUAUGCCGGUGGCUGUUUCUAUCCGGUAGUUUCCGCCAGUCAAUCAUCGCGGCAGCACGAACUAAGUUCAGUGCAUCCUCCUAUUCGGCAUUCGGCUUUUCCGUCUGGUGCUCCCACCGGACAUUCGUUGGGGCAAUACGCACCAAACCAACCGAAUCUUCUCAAUCAGUAUCCGACAUUUUCGGUUAGUGCUCCUUCCUUCCCGUUCGUCGCGAGUGUAUCGAGUGUUCCAAAUCCGAUCGUCACACCACUACCGUCAAGCAGAACCGCUCGUGAUCUUCCAGUCCCAGCGUAUGGACCGAGUUCACAGCAAAUCGCCGCAAGACACGUGGUGCCCAAGGAGCUACCGGAGUUCACCGGCGAUCCCAUAGACUGGCCGCUAUUCGUGAGUAGUUACAACAACUCAACGCGUAUGUGUGGAUAUAGCGAUGACGAGAACCUCAUGCGUCUUCAACGGUGUCUCAAAGGGAAUGCAAAGGAGGCAGUUCGGGGACAUCUCUACCAUCCGUCAUCAGUGCCACAAGUCAUGUCAACCUUGGAAACACUCUACUGUCGCCCGGAAUUGAUUGUGAAGUGCCUGAUGAACAAAAUGUAUUCAACGCCGGCGCCGAAAGCGGACAAGUUGGAGAGCCUCAUCAGCUUUGGACUAGUCGUUCAGAACCUGUGUAGUCAGCUACAGUCCAUGGGCAUGGAUGCCCAUCUUUCAAACCCUUCGCUUCUCCAGGAAUUGGUGGACAAGUUGCCAGCCAAUAUCAAGCUGGACUGGGCCUUGUACCAACGACAGAUUCCGGUAGCAGAUUUGCGGACGUUUAGCGCGUACAUGACAACAAUUCUAUCUGCUGCCAGCAACGUCACACUCUACGCAGAGCCGGUGCGAAAGCAGGAGAAACUCAAGGGUAAAGAGAAGGGUUUUGUGAACGCGCAUACGUCGGAGCUGGAACGGAAAGUCCAGCGGGACGUCAAGACGGAAGAUGCUGGUGCUAGUGAAGUGCGCCAACCAAAGCCGUGUCUACUGUGCAAGAAGGACGGACACAAAGUGCGAGAGUGCAAUAGUUUCAAGAGCUUGUCCCUGGAGAAUCGUUGGAAGACGGCCCAGCAGCUAAGCCUCUGCCGCCGCUGCCUGAUUCCUCACGGCAAGUGGCCGUGCAAGGCUACGGUGUGUGGUGUAAGCAACUGUGAAGCACGCCAUCACAAGCUACUGCACCCGGGAAACCCUCAGGCGCCGACUAUCGAAGCAGUGUCGUCAGCGAGAAGCCAGGUCACACCCACAACAUCAGCAACAGUGAACGUUCAUCGUCAACUUCCGUGUCCGGUACUGUUCCGGAUUCUUCCCGUUACCCUUUACGGGAAAAAGAAGUCAGUCACCACGCUGGCAUUCCUCGACGAUGGAUCUUCCUACACACUAAUGGAAAAGGAGUUGGCUGAUGAACUUGGCGUUGAAGGUGAGGCCGAACCCCUGUGUUUGCAGUGGACCGGCAGUAUCAAACGAAUCGAAAAGGAUUCGCAGAACGUACAGUUGGGAAUCUCGGCGGCCGGGAACAGUCAACAGCACACACUGGAAUACGUGCGGACAGUUGAAAGUUUGGAUCUUCCCCCGCAGUCUUUGCAGUACGAAGAGAUGGCACGCAGAUACGAUUACCUCAAAGGUCUUCCCGUAGACAGUUAUCCUACCGCUACACCCCGUAUUCUGAUCGGUGUGGACAACGCUAAAUUGCUGCUGACUUUGAAGAAGCGAGAAGGGAAGUACUUCGAACCAGUUGCAGCAAAAACAAGGCUAGGUUGGACCAUCUACGGCAAAGCAGAAGGACUUUCGAGCACACCAGAACAUCGUAUUCUGCACAUUUGCGCUCGCUCAUCCGACGAACAGCUACAUGACUCAGUGAAAAACUUCUUCUCCAUCGAAAACGUUGGUGUGGCGCUAGUUCCACAAAUCGAAGCUGAAGAAGAUCGGCGAUCACGUGAGAUUCUCGAGCAAACAACUAUCCGGACAUCAUCUGGGCGGUUCCAAACAGGACUACUCUGGAAGUUCGACUGCAUUGAGUUUCCUGAAAGCCGGUUAAUGGCUGAUAAGCGACUGACUUGCUUGGAGCGGAGUUUGUGCAAGAAACCGGAGCUGUACGCAAAUGUCCGACAGCAGAUCCUCGAUUAUCAGUCGAAGGGCUACGCCCAUAAGCUUACGGAUGAAGAGGCCAGCCGCAGUGACCCCAGAAGAGUCUGGUACUUACCGUUAGGAGUGGUUCAGAACCCGAACAAGCCCGGAAAAGUCCGGGUUGUGUGGGACGCUGCGGCGAAAACCAGUGGCGUAUCAUUGAACUCCAUGCUACUGAAGGGGCCGGAUCUACUCACUUCGCUGCCAUCCGUGCUAUUCCGUUUCCGUCAGCGAGAGGUUGCCAUUACGGGUGACAUAAAGGAAAUGUUCCACCAGAUAUUGAUUCGACCGGAGGACCGACAAGCUCAGCGUUUCUUGUGGCGGGACAGUUCCAGGGAACCCAUGCAGGAAUAUGUGAUGGAUGUUGCAACGUUUGGGUCAACAUGUUCGCCAUGCUCUGCCCAGUACGUGAAGAAUAGAAACGCCGAAGAGUGGAAGCAGGUAUACCCGGACGCGGCUGCAGCUAUUGUGGAGAACACCUACGUAGAUGACUACCCAAACAGUUCGGAUUCCGUUGAGGAAGCGGCUCGUAUAGCGCUCGAGGUGAAGGAGGUUCACGCAAGUGCUGGUUUCGAGAUCCGAAAUUGGUUGUCAAGUUCUAAACAAGUUCUUCGACGGGUCGGGGAAGAAGCAUCACAAGUAUCAAAGAGCUUCAUUGCAGAAAAGUCCACCGGCUCCGAACGAGUACUAGGAAUGACGUGGUUACCAGAACCAGACGAAUUCACGUUCACUCUCAAACUACGUGAUGAAGUUUUUCAACUGUUGGCGGAGGAAUUCAUUCCGACAAAGCGUCAAGUGCUAAGAGUGGUAAUGAGCAUCUUCGAUCCUCUCGGGCUUGUUGCAGCGUUUGUGGUGCACGGAAAAUGUUUAAUCCAGGACAUUUGGAGAGCAAAGGUGAACUGGGACGAGCAAAUUCCAGAAGAAUUGGUCAGCAAGUGGCGGCGUUGGGUGGAUGUGCUGCAAAACCUUAACCAGGUGAAGAUUCCACGCUGCUAUUUCCCUGGAUACGAUCCCCGCAGUUUGGAGUGCUUAGAACUGCACGUUUUCGUCGACGCAAGUGAGGAAGCGUACGCGUGCACCGCUUAUUUCCGGAUUGUCGAUCGAGGACAGAUACGAUGCGCUCUCGUGUCUGCCAAAACAAAGGUAGCUCCUCUAAAUCCAAUGUCGGUGCCUCGCCUGGAAUUGCAGGCCGCAGUUAUCGGUGUCCGACUAAUGAAGGCGGUACAGGACAACCACUCACUCCCGAUAAGUCGUCGUGUGAUAUGGGGUGACUCAAAGACAGUGCAGUCCUGGCUUCGUUCGGACCAGCGGAAAUACCGCCAAUUCGUAGCUUUCAGAGUCAGCGAAAUUCUUAGCGAGACGAGUCUGGAAGAAUGGCGAUGGGUCCCAACACGGAGUAACGUAGCAGAUGAAGCAACGAAGUGGGGUAAAGGACCUAGCUUCCACUCCGACAGCCGAUGGUUUACAGGUCCGGAAUUCCUUUAUGAGGAUGAAUCAGGGUGGCCAGAACAGGAAUAUUCGCCACCAAACACCCAAGAAGAAAUUCGACCAAUCCACGCUCACCAUCGUGCAUCUUUGGAACCAGUAUUUGACUAUCAACGCUUCUCCAAAUAUCAACGACUGCUACGAACGGUAGGAUACGUACUGCGCUUCAUCGAUCGUUGUCGUCGAAAGCAUGCAACCGAAUCUUCCGAUACUGGACUGUCAAGAAAGGAACUGUUGAAGGCUGAACUCGUGCUGUGGCGGCUGGUGCAGAACGAAGAAUAUCCCGAAGAAGUGUUGACGAUACUCAAAAACAAGGAACGACUGCCAGGAGAAGUCAAAAGGUUGAUGAAAAGUAGCCCGUUACGCAAGCUGACAGUUUUUCUCGACGAUAACGGUGUUCUGCGUAUCGAAGGACGGAUUGAGGCAGCAAAAUUGAUUUCAUACGAAUCCAAGUAUCCUGUGGUGCUCCCAAAGCAGCACCACGUUACUCGACUGCUCGUCGAACAUUUUCAUCGGCGGUACGCACACGGUUACGGAGAAACUGUGAUCAACGAGCUUCGACAGAUCUUCCACAUUCCCAGUUUAAGAACCCUUGUCCGGCAGAUAGCCAAGCGUUGCUCAUGGUGUACCGUGUAUCGUGCUGCACCUCGGACCCCGCGAAUGGCACCUCUUCCAGCUGCGAGAGUGACCCCGUACGUGCGGCCAUUCACAUAUAUUGGCAUCGACUACUGUGGGCCUUUUCUGAUUCGCAUCGGUCGCAGUAACGUGAAGAGAUGGGUGGUACUGAUUACCUGCCUAACUAUACGGGCCGUCCAUCUGGAGGUUGCCUGCAGCAUGUCUAGCGACUCGUGCAAGUUGGCGAUUAGGCGGUUUGUCGCGAGGAGAGGAGCACCGCAGGAGAUCUAUAGUGACCAAGGCACGAAUUUCGUUGGAGCUAGCAGGGAGUUACGGGAAGAAAUAGCAGCGUUGAACCACACAUUAGCCGGAACAUUUACAAACCGAGACACCCAGUGGCGUUUCAACCCUCCAGCUGCGCCCCAUAUGGGUGGAGUGUGGGAGCGUAUGGUACGGACGGUGAAAACUUCGUUGCGGACGUUAUCAACCAGCAGAACACCGGAUGAGGAGACGUUCCAGACCCUAUUAACCGAAGUGGAAGGUAUUAUCAACUCUCGGCCCUUGACAUUCGUGCCGUUGGGAUCUGAAGACGAUGAAGCUCUUACGCCGAACCACUUCCUACUGUUGAGCUCCAACGGUGUAGUUCAACCACCACAGGAACCGGUAGCGGAUGGCGGACGAACACUAAGGACUAAUUGGAACCAAAUACGGAUCAUGCUGGAUCAGUUCUGGAUUAAAUGGAUCAAGGGUUACUUGCCCACGAUAUGUCGCCGCUCCAAGUGGUUCGACGAUACCAAGCCGGUAGAAAUUGGAGAUUUGGUGGUGGUUGUCGAAGAAGGUGUUCGGAACAGCUGGACUCGUGGAAAGGUAGUCAAGGUGUAUCCCGGUAACGAUGGCAGAAUUAGGAAGGUGGACGUGCAAACUACGAAUGGAGUGUUGCAGCGGCCGGUUACCAAGGUAGCUGUGCUGGACGUGGCUGUGGGUGGUAUAGCUGAAGAAGGCCAGCAGCAAUACGGGUCGGGGAAUGUGCGCGAGUAAGCCCACCGUGCACACUACAACUACUCCGAUCAAUCAAGUGGAUUACCUUCCAUAUUCGCUACGGCCUAUGUAGCUGACAACGGUAGGUGAUCAAAACAAAACGACGAUCAGAAACGAAUUGAAUUGCACCGUGAUUUGGCAGAAAUUAUCUUUAUUGUAAAAUACGUUUUUUCUCGCAUUUAUUGAAUUCGAUUCAGACUUAAACCUAUAUCUAAAAAACUAUUGCGGACAGACAGACAGUUAGGGAAACAGAUUAAAAGGAACUAUAAACGUAAGUAAUUAUUGAAAUAAUGCGUAAAAUAUGUUCAAAACUUAUUGAAAUACACUUCCGCAGCUUAAAGCAUUAUCCCAGAAA